Messenger RNA from Exophiala oligosperma, 1707 nucleotides. RefSeq lists its product as uncharacterized. The transcript has a single exon. Gene Ontology annotation, cellular component: nucleus. The record is from RefSeq and is a predicted model, not a curated record. Gene Ontology annotation, biological process: positive regulation of transcription by RNA polymerase II. NCBI's taxonomy places the organism in Eukaryota, Fungi, Ascomycota, Eurotiomycetes, Chaetothyriales, Herpotrichiellaceae. Gene Ontology annotation, molecular function: transcription cis-regulatory region binding; DNA-binding transcription factor activity, RNA polymerase II-specific; zinc ion binding. The coding region runs from base 1 to 1707 and encodes 568 amino acids.
AUGCCUCGUCCUCGCAAGUCGACUACAGGUCCGAUCAAGCGUCGAACAAGGACUGGUUGCCAAAGCUGUCGCAUCCGUAAGAUAAAAUGCGGAGAGGAGAAGCCCGUAUGUGAGCAAUGCAAGGCGAAGGGCUUGGAAUGUGUCACUGCGACGGCGCUCAAGUGGGAGUCCGAAUAUGUCUCCAAGGGCCUCAGUUUCGGACGAGCGGGUGUUUGGUCAAAAGAUCGUGGGAGGACUGGCCAAUUCUCGCUUUCGACAACGGAUUUACCAAAUGACCUGAGCAUAUGGUUACCCGUCCCUCGCGUGUUUCCAUACAGUUUUGUCAACACUACCAUCGACAAUAUACAGGAAUUGCUGGACUACGAUGACUACUUCGAGUUGAUGCUCCACGAUGCCCAGGUGGCAAACUCAGUGGCAGAGACAGAGCACGAAGAAUCUACAAGCACUCCCUCUCUCAGUCCUUGGCUUACCACCCAAGAACUUGCACAGACAAACCAUUCUAUAACGCCACCACUCGAUCUCCUUCCGAGUGUCAGAUCCUGCGGUCCUACUGAGACAAACUUGUUGCUUUCGUACUACGUACAUAAGGUCUCCCCUUUGAGCAUGGCAAGCCUCACCUCAGAUUCACCAUUGGUGUCCCUGCUAGUUCCAUUUGCGAUCAGUGGCUCUAUGCUUACAAUGAACUCAAUACUGGCAUUGUCUGCUUGCCAUCGAUCCAGGAGUGACAGCAGCUAUAAAGCAACGGCUUUACAGCUUGUCCAUGGAGUCCUUCAGGACCUUCGGGCUCGGCUCCGUGACUCGGAACCAAGCCAAGUCGCGAUGAGUGCAGAAACCUUGGUCGUCAUGGUACUACUAUGCAUGUUUGAGAUUGCAAAUGAAAGUGACAAACGAUGGGUGAUACACCUGAAGGGCGCAAGGGAUCUGGUUCGGUUGCGCCGACAGAUAACGCCUCAGAGCGUUUCCACACUGGAAGAGAGCCAAAUCAUCCACUUUUGUGAACGAUUUUUUGCCUUUCAGGAUGUCAUCGGACGUACGGCAUGCGGCGAAGAUCCUGUCUUCGGAAGCGAUUUCUGGGAAGAUAAUUCUGAGUGUGAUCAGUGGUUGGGAUGCUCUCCAGAGUUGGUCUCUGUGCUGAGCAAGAUCACAGAGCUUGGACGUCAGGAUCAUAGUGUUCGCAACACGCCCGGAUAUCAUGCCACGACUGCCGCAUUGGAGACACGACUGAGCAAUCUCAAGCAACAGAUCUGGGAUAUUGAUGACGAUGUUCUUCCUCAAGCCGCUGAACUGAAGAGGUUAGCUGCAGAAUUAUAUCUACAGUGUCUUCUGAAUGGUGCCGGACCCUCAAUGCCUUGGGUUUCGGCUCAAGUAGAUAAGAUACUGAGCCUGGUGGAUGUCCUGCUAGAACGCCAAGUGGUUGCAGGCAUAACCUGGCCAUUAUUCGUCGCCGCUGUACAGCUCGAACUGGAUCGACCUUUCCGAGAACCGCACUAUCUCAGCACUGCACCAACAUAUGCUCGCCCAUUUGUUCUAUAUGCUUUGGAGCGGCUUAGUGACUCCAUGGCCAACGUCACCCGUACACGGGCAGUGAUCGAAAAGAUCUGGCAAGCGAGAGAUCUUCAGCAUAUCUCGGAUUACGUGCGGGAUACACAGAAGAAUGAUUGGGAGCAUUUUGUUGCUCCGCUCUGCGGUAACAUGUCACUUGCAUAG